Molecule: messenger RNA, 2290 nt
Organism: Musca domestica (house fly)
Lineage: Eukaryota; Metazoa; Arthropoda; Insecta; Diptera; Muscidae
Exons: 2
Coding region: 544-2076 (510 amino acids)
Source: RefSeq, a predicted model, not a curated record
UGACAAAAAAAAAUAUUAGUGGAACCAGAAAGGAUAUAAAGAUCUAUCCUUUUGGUGAACAUCCUUGUGUCAGAAGGAAACCUAGUGAAAAAAAAAAGGAUAUUAAGAAAUAUCCCUGUGACUAAAAAAAUAUUAGUGGAACCAGAAAGGAUAUAAAGAUCUAUCCUUUUGGUGAACAUCCUUGUGUCAGAAGGAAACCUAGUGAAAAAAAAAAAAAGGAUAUUCCUUCAGUGGAUUAUAAACUUCAAAAAAACAACAACCAUAAUAUAAAGACUGAUUAAAACUAUAUUAAACAAAAAACAAGAAAAAAUAACCAAUACAACAACAAAACAAAAUAAAAUUUAAAAUACGGGUCUAAUACAAGCAAACAACAACAAGGAGAAGUAAUAAAACAACAGCAACUAUUGGAGCAAUAUUGUAAAGAAAUAACAUUACCAACAAACCAAUAAGGAACAGUUCAUGCCGAGAACUGCACCGUGGAAGACCCUACUACUAAGAAGAAAGUAAACCUGCAAUCCUUAGCACCAACAACCAAAUUACAAAAUGAUUAACUGGAUCAUAAUAAUGGUUGCAUUUACUACAGCAACCAAGGCCCAAACCCUCGACAUACAAGACUUAUCGAACAAUAAUGGUUACAUACCGAUAAAAACAGGAGAGACCAAUACCGUAGAACACUACAUAAAAGUACUGCACAUAAUAAACACUACAGAAUUCGAACGAACUAUGGAGAUAAUUAAAACCAACAUUGACACCCUAAAGACAUCCAGUAGCGAAUCAAAAACAUUAAUCAGUACAAUAAACAAGAACUUUAUGCUACUAAAAGCGAAAAUAGAAAAUCUUAACCCACAUUUUAGAAAGAAACGGGCACUCUUAAACAUUAUAGGAAAAGGCUUAAAAAUGAUUGCAGGUACAAUGGACAGCGAUGAUGAAGAACAAAUAACUGAAGCUCUCAAAUCUCUACAUUCGAACGAAGAAAACUUAACUAACAAAAUGAACAAACUAACUUAUAUAAACAAUGUCAUGAACUCCCAAAUCCAGAACAUAACUAACCAUAUAAACUAUCAGCAAAACAUUAUCGGGGACUACUUAGUCAAAUUCAAGAAUAUUAUAGGGAAUAAAAUUUCAACCAUAGAGGACGAGAUAACAUUUAUAGAACACAUAUACCAGAUUAACAACGACAUCUCACUCCUACGGCAUCACGUAGACGACAUAGGACAGAUUAUUUUCUCCGGGAAACUGGGAAUAAUUCCCACAGAUAUUCUCACCCAAACAGAACUCGAUUUAAUCACAAGCUUUGACAGCUAUACCAAUAUAAAAGUAGCCAUAGCACGUAAUGAAGGGAACGUUAUAAUAAUUCUCUCUAUACCACAAUAUUCCCAAGAUUCACUAUCCAAGGUAACAUUCGUACCCAUUCCUGACAAAAAUAAUAAAUCCAUAAUGGUUAAUCAUUCUGAUGUUCUUAUAGAUUUAGAAAGAAAUAUUUAUAGCACGUAUAUUAAAGAUAACCUAAAAAGAAAUCUUAUAAAAAUUAAUGAUAAUUGUUUGAACAAUAUACUAAACUUUGAAGAAGCUAAUUGCAAAACGCAAACAUUAAAUACACAAGAAAUUAGCGAAAUAAUUCCAGGAGUAUUAAUCCUUAAACACUUUAACAGUACGAUAUCACAUAAUUGUAACAAAGAUAAAUUAAAAAUUUCAGGAAAUUACUUAAUCAAAUUCGAAAAUUGUGAAGUAAACACGUUAAACAAAACCUUUACGAAUUUUAAAAUAAAAAUACAAGACAAGUUUAUCCUACCUAACCUUAUAACAAAAAUUAAAGAUACCAGUAACACAACACUUGCAGACAUAAAACUUGAAAAUUUAUAUCUAAAACAAAUAGAAUACGAGGAAACACUGAAACAAGUACUAUAUACAGAUAAAAACUCAAAAAUAAUUGGCUAUAGUAUAGAUAUUUUAAUCGGUACAUCAAUAUGUAUCUUAAUUAUAUUUAUAUAUCUCUUUAAGAAUAAACAAACCUAUGUUCCAAAUGUACAAUUAAAAAACCAAACUAUUAUAAACAAUCCGGCAAAGAUAAUAUAAUUUCGUCGGAGCCUCAAACUAAGGGUGGGGGUGUUAUAGUAUCAACUACUAAUUCCCCUCAACGAUAGUGUCUCCCGUUAUUCCCUUAAUGAGAAUCGUUCCACAUUUUAUUAUUCCAAAGAAUUGUUUACCAAAAUAUUAAUAUGCAAAUCCAGCAUUUUUAUAAAAUAAAUUUCCAAAGAAUAAAUAUUCAUUAAUACUUUAUUUGUAAGAA